Messenger RNA from Podospora pseudocomata, 1149 nucleotides. It is a transcript of the gene YVH1, whose product is annotated as tyrosine protein phosphatase yvh1. The record is from RefSeq and is a predicted model, not a curated record. Gene Ontology annotation, cellular component: nucleus. The transcript is spliced from 2 exons. Bases 1 to 1149 code for a protein of 382 amino acids. Lineage: Eukaryota; Fungi; Ascomycota; Sordariomycetes; Sordariales; Podosporaceae. Gene Ontology annotation, biological process: protein dephosphorylation. Gene Ontology annotation, molecular function: protein tyrosine/serine/threonine phosphatase activity.
AUGGCCCUGAACAGGAUAAACGGCUCGGAAGAGCUGUUUACUGACGUUCUCGGCCUCGACAGCAUCUUCGGCGUCACACGCCCCCGCGUCAUCACCGAGCACAAAAUCACCCACGUCCUCUCCGUCAUCAAAUACUCGCUCGACAGCCUCCAAAAUGAAGCCUACCGAUCUCUGCAGCACAUGUCCAUCGACAUUGACGACAUGGACGACCAGGAUAUCCUGGUGCAUCUGCCCAAGAUGGUGAGGUUUAUCCAGCGGGGGUUAUACGGACAUGACUACACCGAGGAGAAGCAGCAACAACAACAAGAACAACAACAGCAACAACAAGAAGAAGAAGAAGCGGCAAAGGGAGCGGUGCUGGUUCACUGCGCCAUGGGGAAAUCCAGGUCUGUCACGGCCAUAGUGGCGUAUUUGUUAUGGAAACAUCCACAUCGGUUUGGGCUUGGGAAGGGGGCGGUUGAUGCCAAGGAGGCGGUCGCAAAGGCGGUGCAGUGGGUGAGGGGGACGCGGCCGAUUGCUGAGCCGAACAAGGGGUUUAUGGAGCAGUUGGAGCUGUGGGUUGAGAUGGGGUGUCCGGCCGGGAGUGAUGAUGCGGUGGAGAAGGAGGUCAAGUAUCAGAGGUGGUUGUAUAAGAAGGAGGUGGAGACGGCCGCGGCGGUGGGGAGGGCGCCGGAUUGGAUCCGGUUUGAGGACGAGGAGGCUGAAAAGGAGCAACAGAAACAAGACGAAGAGGGAGGAGGGGGGGCGUUUGAAUUGAGGUGUAAGAAGUGUCGGAGGAGGCUGGCGACGGAGCCGUUUGUUGUGCCGCAUCAAGGCAGGGGGAAUAAGGCCAAGGAGGACUGCCCGCACUACUUUGUGGAGGCCUUGUCAUGGAUGAGGGAUACACUUGAGCUGGGGGAACUGGAAGGGAGGCUCAACUGCCCGCAUCCAAAGUGCGGGUCAUCAGUGGGGAGGUAUUCCUGGAGGGGUUUCAAGUGCAGCUGCGGGGAUUGGGUAGCCCCGGCCUUUUCCCUGCAGCAGAGCAAGGUUGACAAGGUCGCCGUGAUGGGCGCAGGGAAGAAUGGCACGGCCGGAGCGAACGAGAUGGCGAGCCGGAUGGCUGCGCUGGGAAUACGGAUGCCUCCGGGGCAGAGGGCAGAGAACCUUUGA